AGAGACCUCAAUAGAAAGUUGCAAACUGAAGGGCCAGAGGCGGUCCCUCCCUCGGCUUUUUCUUACUGGGGUAUCAUCAGAGACAUAGUGGAAUCUGCCCCUGGGGACCCAGGCAAGCGCCAACUCCUUUCGGUGGCAGAGUUUUGUUUACGCCCCUUGUCGCGGGCAGCUUCUGUUAAAUCGCUACAGCGCCCUUUAUCACGAACCGCCUCUACAAAGUCAUUAGAAUCAGUGGGAAAAAGUCCCCCUAGACCCCCCUCCGUGGUCAUUACCAUUCCGCCGGAACCUCCAAAGCCUCUUUAUCCUCCCCUCCCUGUGGAAACGGUCCCGGCUACUGAACCUUUAACACUGCCUAUAAUUGCAAAACACAAAACUCCUCCUUUAGGAGAUCCUGACCCUGAUACUCUAGAUCCCGGGGACGAGGCGGAACUGGAGGAAGAAGCCGCCCGAUAUAAUAACCCGGACUGGCCCAUAACUCCCCAGUACCUACCCCCUCCCUACAUAUCCCAGACUUGCGCUCCUGCGCUUUUGCCCCCCAUUCCCACUUCCUCAGCCCUCACAUCCGCCAGAAGUCAACUCUCCACUCAAGUUAAGGAGCUCCGAGAAGUCUUAGAUCUACAAAAGCAAUAUGCACAACUCUCUUCGGAACUGAGUUCCCUGCAACACUCCCUCCAGAAUUCUGUCAUUUUUCCCCCAAUAGGUCGCAGUUACAUCAGAAACCCCUGAAAAAGAUCAGAGCCAGUGCUAGAGAUAGAAAAUCUAACAAGGCACAGCCCAUGAUAUUCCCUGUUAUGACCCGGUCUCGUCAGCCUGACUCCUCACACAACGACCCCAAGGAAGUUUCUGCCAGUGAAGGGGAGGGAGAUGAAGAAAGUGAGGAAGAAGGGGAAGAGGACGAGGGAGAGGGGGAGGGACAGGAUAGUGGAAAAAGAAGAAGAGGAAUGGGCAAUUGGAAAAAAGGAAGGACAGCGGUUAGAAUAUAGGAGAUUGCAGUUCAAAGGGAUUAAGGAUCUUAACGCCGCCGUCAAGUCCUAUGGUCCUAACGCCCCGUUCACCCUCUCAGCUCUUGAAUCUAUGUCCCGCGGAGGAUAUCUCUUGCCGGCAGAAUGGCUUCGUGUAGUACAGGCAGUCCUUUCAAGGGGGCAGUUCUUGACAUGGAAAGCAGAUUUCUUCGACCGCUGCCAAUCCAUGGCUACAGCCAACCAAAAAUCCCCUGGCUCCCCCGCUUUAAAGUGGACUUAUGAGAAGUUGAGUGGUCAAGGGAAAUACGCAGAGGAGGCCAAACAACGCUGCCUCCCAAUAGGCCUCUUGGCGCAAACCGCCAAUGCUGCAUUCGCGGCUUGGCGUGCCUUGCCCACUUCUGGAUCCCCCCUUGCUCCGCUUAAUAAGAUCGUACAAGGAACUCAGGAAGAUUUCUCUGAGUAUGUUAGUAGGCUCUUGGAAGCAACUGAACGAACCUUAGGGCAAGAAGCGUCUAAUGAUCAGCUUGUGAGACGCUUAGCAUAUGAAAAUGCUAACAAUGCCUGUCGGUCUGCCUUACGCGGGAAGUGGAGAGAUAAAACAUUAGAGGAAAUGAUACGUAUGUGCAGAGAUGUAGAUCCCUUCACUACCAAAAUGUCCCAGGCCGUACAUCUGGCCAUAGGGGCAGCUCUCCAAACCGGGGACUCCCAAAAGGCAUGCUUCCGGUGUGGUCAACCUGGCCAUUUUGCCCGACAGUGCCCUAGUGCCCCUGACACUCCCUCCGCUCCAAUCAGCAAUAAGGCUUCCCAACCCUCCACCCUCUGCCCUCGGUGUAGGAAAGGGAAACACUGGGCAAAUACCUGCCGCUCAACUACAGACGUUCAUGGCCACCCUUUACAGGGAAACGGUCGGAGGGGCCAGCCCCGGGCCCCCCAGUCGACCCCCUUUGUUCGGGCCUCGGGGAUCAGCCAGUCCACACCCCACUCCACAUCCCACUCUUCAGAGCCACUGCAGGAAGCGCAGGGGUGGACUUGUGUGCCGCCUCCACCUCAGUAUUGACUCCCGAGGGUGGCGUCCAUAUUAUUCCUACAGGCAUCUUUGGCCCCCCGCCCCCUGACUUCUAUUUUUUCAUCCUUGGUCGCGCCUCCGCUACUAUUAAUGGCCUCAUGAUUCACCCCUCCAUUGUGGAUAGUGAUUACACGGGGGAAAUUCAGAUACUUGCCUCAACCCUGAAAGGGCCCCUCACUGUCCGUCAGGGACAACGCCUUGCGCAGGCUCUCCCGCUCCCCCUACAGACUCCAUACCCUGCUCUCGCCACUGUUAGAGGCCACUCCAAGCCUGGUUCCUCAGACAUCUAUUGGGUCCAGGCCAUUUCCCAAGACCGCCCCAUGCUUACGCUUUUUAUUCAAGGCAGGCUUUUUGAAGGAAUAUUAGAUUCAGGAGCUGACUCGACUGUUAUCUCAAAAGACAGUUGGCCAUCUUCGUGGCCCCUUCAACCAUCCAUGACACACUUGCAGGGCAUAGGUCAAUCCCACAAUACCCUACAGAGCUCUCAAUGGCUGCCUUGGCAAGACAAAGAAGGAAAUAAAGGGACUGUUCGGCCUUUUGUGAUCCCCGGCUUACCUGUCAACUUAUGGGGAAGGGACAUUCUUUCACAGAUGGGGGUAAUUAUGUGCAGCCCAAAUACCGUUGUGACCCGUCAAAUGCUCUCCCAGGGAUUUCUCCCAGGGCAAGGAUUAGGCAAGAAAGGUCAAGGGCAACUGUCCCCAUUGUUGCUGAAGGGAGAAAAGGACGAGCAGGCCUUGGUUGUGAGAGCCCAGAUAAUCAGAACCAUUUUUCGUGAGGGCCACGGGUCCUCCUGCACUCCAGGCAGAUAGGAUCUCGUGGAGAAAUGACCUACCCGUCUGGGUAGACCAGUGGCCCUUACCCAAGAAAAAACUGGAGGCAGCGCUUGCUUUAGUGCAGGAGCAACUAGCUGCAGGUCACAUAGAACCAUCUACAUCCCCGUGGAACACGCCCAUUUUUGUUAUCCAAAAAAGAUCAGGUAAAUGGCGACUCUUACAUGAUUUACGGGCCGUCAAUAAAACUAUGAUUCCUAUGGGGGCCCUUCAACCUGGGCUCCCCUCCCCUGUAGCCAUACCGCAAGAUUUUUCUAAGAUUACAAUUGAUCUUA
Messenger RNA from Phascolarctos cinereus (koala), 3133 nucleotides. The record is from RefSeq and is a predicted model, not a curated record. Lineage: Eukaryota; Metazoa; Chordata; Mammalia; Diprotodontia; Phascolarctidae.